Gadus chalcogrammus (walleye pollock) is the source of this 866-nucleotide messenger RNA. It is a transcript of the gene mrps10, whose product is annotated as mitochondrial ribosomal protein S10. Gene Ontology annotation, molecular function: structural constituent of ribosome. Bases 94 to 636 code for a protein of 180 amino acids. The record is from RefSeq and is a predicted model, not a curated record. Gene Ontology annotation, cellular component: mitochondrion; mitochondrial small ribosomal subunit; ribosome. Gene Ontology annotation, biological process: translation. NCBI's taxonomy places the organism in Eukaryota, Metazoa, Chordata, Actinopteri, Gadiformes, Gadidae. The transcript is spliced from 7 exons.
ACAUUCGUUGUUAUAAACACAAUUACACUGAACGAAUUUGAGAUGGUUGUUUAAUAUAUUAUCUUUGGCAGCACCGGACACACGGCAGUGUCAAUGUUGGGUUUGAGAAGUUUGAACGCCUGUCGUGGUCACAGAUCAUCACAAACACUACGAGCUUCAUUCCACAGGGCCUCCUCUUUGGCCUUGACAUCUUCACAGAUCACAGUUACAGACGAGCCUGACACACUGUUCCAGAAGGUUUCAGUGCUGGUCAAGGGCCAUGACAGAUCCGUCCUGGACAGCUAUGAAUUCUUUGCCACCAUGGCAGCUAAGGAGCUGGGCAUUACUCUAGGAAAUGUCUUUGAACCUCCAAAGGACGUUUUGAGGCUUACUCUCCUGAAAUCCAUUCACAUCUUUAAAAAACACAGGGUGCAGUAUGAGAUGAGGACACACUACCGCUGCCUUGAGCUGUUCCGUUUAACAGGCUCUACAGCACAGGUGUAUCUGGAAUACAUUCAGAGGAAUCUUCCAGAAGGGGUCGCCAUGGAGGUUUCCAAGAUUGCAGUGGCGAAGGUCCCGGAGCAUAUUCUACAACCCAUGUGGGAGGAGCCAACCGCUGACAACGCGCCCAGUCCAACCGCUGACCUGAAAGGCUAAACUGACCAAUGGACACAGAAAAUGUACAUUAUACAAAGGAGUUGAUCAUAAUUGAUUUGAGAUAGUCCUCUACAACAGAAAAAAACUUUUUGAUGUUAUCAAAAAAUAAAUUUAUUGUAUUGUUUCAGCCUGUUUCUACUGUGCCUCUUAUUUGUUUUAGUUUCUGUGGGAGUCUAAUGUAUGGCUAAUAAAUAUUGAUCAUAUUCUGUAAUCAGAUAUUGUCUGUUAAU